CACAAGCAACACGGAAGUAUCAGCUUACUGCAGCCGGUGUUUCAUUAGCAGACAUGUUGCUGUGGGUCCUGUCCACCUUGCUGGUGCUGUUUAGUACCCUUGACGUGUGGUAUUUCAUAAGAGGAGUCUGGGUGGUCCUGAAGUACCUGUUUCAGGACCCGGUCCGAGAUGUGCUAGGCGAGCAGGUCGUCCAUGGCCGAGUUCUCCCCCACGACAUCGAUUAUAUGGGCCACAUGAACAACGCUCGCUAUCUGAGAGAGUGCGACUUCGCCAGACUCUCCUAUUACGUACGCAACAGGAUGUUCAUGGCUUUCAAUGCAUUCGGGGCAAGGAUGGUGGUCGGAGCCUUGACCGCCCGCUACCGGAGGUCACUCGGACUCGGAGAGGCGUUCGAGCUGCGUAGCCGCAUCGUGGCCUGGGAUGAGAAGUCCUUCUUUUGGGAACAGCGCUUCGUGUCCAAGUCCGACGGCUUUAUCUCGGCUGUCGUGCUGUGCAGGCAGAAUGUUAUGCGUGGCACACCUGAUCAGAUUUUGCAGCAUGUCUGCAAGAGAAAGGUGGAGUGUCCUGAUAUCCCAGAGGACCUUCAGCACUGGAUCAAUUUCAUCUCCGCAAACAGUCAGGCACUGAGAGCAGAAUGUGGAUUAGAUGGGAAGUCCAAGUGAGCGUGUUUGGUUUAUCCAAGCGCAUUUUCUUUCAUAUUUAUGUUAGGAUAUUAAAGGAAGGGGGGAGGGCGGGGAGUAAAAUCUUGAAAAGGGAAUCACUGAGCCAUGCAUAGAGUCUAGGGAUGUAGCGAUACCAGGUACCAAUUCGAUAUUGUGCUCAUUUUAUCGUCCUCAUAAAAAAUGCUGUUUAAAUAAUAUUGGUUGGAGUGAUACAUCAGCUAUAUUCCAUUCAGCUAGCAUGAUACUGAAUGAGUCGAAGACGAGUAGCUGAAUGGAAUAUAUCUGAUAUACCAUGAAAAAAAGCCAGCCAAUAUUAUUGUUAUACAUACACACACACUCCCAGUUUUUCGAUGUCCGUUGAUAUGUUUUUCUCUUGUAACCAGAGGGGAACCAUCAGAGCCUUCUAGGUGUUCAGAGAAGCCCAAACACAUCAGCAUUUCACGUUAUGUUAUAUUUCUUUCAUUCUUCCAUAAUUUCAUGAGAAUUCUCUUCUAAUUCUAAUUCGGCCUCAUUUUCUAUCAAAUUUGCUUCAGAAAUGAAAGGGUUACUGUCCUGAAAACAUUAAAAUCGAGUUAUCCAAUGAGAUUGUUUUGUUUGUUGUCUCUAGGUUGAGAAGAGUUUAGAGCUGCUCACUCACUGGUUAGAACUUCAUUGCCGGGACAGAAGGCCAUGGCAGUGUAUGUUUAUGUAGGAAGUGACAGAUUAAUUAUCCAAUCAGAUUUUGAUUUAUAGUGGGAGGGACCAAAAAUUUAUCACCCUAGACCCUCUCGAAGCCCAACAUGAGCUUAACUGCAAGUCAGUGCAGCAGUGAAGUCACCUUCCAGCCAGUGUAGCGGUCAUCAGUAGUGUUAGCGAAUGCUAAUAAAGCAGUCAAGCCAGUGCUAUCGAGAGCUCCAGGCUAAUGACCGAGAAACUAAGAUUUCUGUCUCCAGACUCUUCUUCCACGCUGCACGCUCACUACAGUAUUUUUCACUCAGACUUAAGUAUUCAUUUCCCUUUAUAAUUUGCUUAGUUACUUUUAAAAUCAACAUCGACAGCUACACGCAACGGAGCGACCCAGCAGCUAAAAUUCUCUCAAAAUUGUACGUAUUUAACGAAGCAAACCUGGCAGCCAUGUUUGUUUACAAAUUGUCACAGUCGCUCGCUAGCACGGAAGUUUUACAUCUCCGACGUGUCUCUUUUCCAGUUUUUCGAUGUCUGUUGGUAUGUUUUUCUCUUGUAAAUAUGCGUGAAGAUUAUCUAAUGAAGUUUUGGUAGCUUUUCAGGUGUUCAAUGCGUCUUUCUCUUUCCUGGCGAACAAAGAAAUGCUUUUAUGCAUGCACAGCAGAAAACUUUCUCAUUGGAUAUUCAUAUCAGCUCCGACGUGUGACGUCAUGUUAUCUUGACAACCAUGAAAUAUCGUGAACCAUAUUCAACGCUCAUUCUCCAUUGGGUAGAGUGACAUAAUACACGUAGGAUAAGCGAUAUGCUAACAAUAUUGCAUGCUAUCAAACCAAAUUAAUGAAACCUGCUAGAAGGGAACAGAACACGUUUUUAUUUCUUUGAAAAAGUGUGCUGUAUGUACAGUAUAAUAAUAUGAUAUAGGCCUUUUCAUGCUAACGGACAUCAAGAGAAGCUAUUACAGCAUCUUUUAAAAGGUAAAGUAACCUGAUCAAACAGUAUCGAUAACAUACACUACCAUUCAAAAGUUUGGGGUCACCCAGACAAUUUUGUGUUUUCCAUGAAAAGUCACACUUUUAUUUACCACCAUAAGUUGUAAAAUGAAUAGAAAAUAUAGUCAAGACAUUUUUCUGGCCAUUUUGAGCAUUUAAUCGACCCCACAAAUGUGAUGCUCCAGAAACUCAAUCUGCUCAAAGGAAGGUCAGUUUUAUAGCUUCUCUAAAGAGCUCAACUGUUUUCAGCUGUGCUAACAUGAUCGCACAAGGGUUUUCUAAUCAUCCAUUAGCCUUCUGAGGCGAUGAGCAAACACAUUGUACCAUUAGAACACUGGAGUGAGAGUUGCUGGAAAUGGGCCUCUAUACACCUAUGGAGAUAUUGCACCAAAAACCAGACAUUUGCAGCUAGAAUAGUCAUUUACCACAUUAGCAAUGUAUAGAGUGGAUUUCUGAUUAGUUUAAAGUGAUCUUCAUUGAAAAGAACAGUGCUUUUCUUUCAAAAAUAAGGACAUUUCAAAGUGACCCCAAACUUUUGAACGGUAGUGUACUGAGAGUCACGAGAGUGACUCACCUGAGCACACUGACCGUAUUGUAUCAGUGGGCGCGGUCAUUAAAUUGAGCACGACAGCCUGUGAAUUGCGCGCACACAAGUAGAGAAACUGUCAGGUCUGAGAGCAGUUCAGUUGUGCGAGCACUGAGACACGGGUUAUAGACUACCAUUAAUGUCGAGCCCUGAUUUAUAUCGUUUGCUGAAAAGGGAACAUUUAUUUCAGUAUUGAUUUGAAAUCAGAACUGGUUGCAUGUUUUGGGUCCAGAGACCAUUUUGAAUUUUUGGACCAAGUUCAAUAUAAUCACAAUCUCAAGCUUGAAAAAAAUAAUCGCACAAUAGAUGUAGGACUUUAUAAUAUACACUGACUGCUGACAUCAUCGCUGUGUCAAUCUAAUUGUCUUGGUUGUGGAUUUAUUUUAAAAGAUUUGAAUGUCACUUAUGUUGAUAUAAUUUAUUUAUUUAUUUAUUUAAAUGAUCAGCGAGAAUGCACCGAAACAAGAAUUUUGCACGUUUUUGCUUUUUAAUGUGCAUUAUUAUUAUUUCCGCAAGAUCAAAUGACACCAUGAACGAAGCCUGCAUUCUGAAAUAAAGUUGUUUUAAUUAAUAAAGAUGUUUGUGAUGGGGCUUAAUGAAGAACCGAGUACUUAUUUUCUGACCUGUUUCACAACGUGUGUAUUGUAUUUGUUUGGAGUAAUAUAUAAUCAUGAUUUAUGGCACUAGUAUGUAUUUUCAAUGUUAAUGUAGCAUUC
Neoarius graeffei (lesser salmon catfish) is the source of this 3616-nucleotide messenger RNA. Its product is annotated as protein THEM6-like. The record is from RefSeq and is a predicted model, not a curated record. The transcript has 3 exons. Lineage: Eukaryota; Metazoa; Chordata; Actinopteri; Siluriformes; Ariidae. Bases 54 to 662 code for a protein of 202 amino acids.